GGGCGAGGAAGAGGGAAGGAGGUGUCACGUGACCGCUGUAGGAUUCCCAACAUGGCGGCGGGGGGAGCGGCGGGUGUCGUGAGCCUCAGGAUUUAAAGCAGCGGCCCUUCCCACCGUCUUGAGUGAUCCCGGGCUGGUUUCGGGCGCGACUCUUUGCCCCGUGGUUUCGCUUGGUUUCCCCCCCCCCCCGCUUUGCUCUGCUCCGCUCUCGCACUACCCGGCCGCCAUGAGGGAAAAGGGCCGCAGGAAGAAGGGCAGGACCUGGGCAGAGGCCGCCAGGACGGUCCUGGAGAAAAAUCCCAACACACCUAUGAGCCAUAAAGAGAUCCUUCAGGUUAUCCAAAAAGAAGGAUUGAAAGAGAUCAGUGGGACUUCUCCUCUUGCAUGUCUGAAUGCUAUGCUGCACACCAAUUCCCGUGGGGAUGAGGGCAUUUUCUAUAAGGUCCCCGGGAGGAUGGGUGUCUACACACUGAAGAAGGAUGUUCCAGAUGGGCUGAAAGAACUGUCUGAAGGCUCAGAAGAGAGCAGCGAUGUGCAGUCGGAUUCUCCCACCUCAGAAAGCAGCAGCAGCAGCAGUGACAGGAGCAGUAACAAGGAAGGGCGGAAGAGCAGGUGGCGAAGGAAAGUAUCAACCAGACUCUCACAAGUGUCCUCUCCCCAGCCAGGCUGCCCGUCUCCUUCUAUUCCACCAGGUAAAGUCAUCUCAUCGUCUCAGAAGCACAGCAAAAAAGCACUCAAGCAGGCUCUGAAGCAGAAGCAGAGGAAGCAGCAGCAGUGCCGAGCCAGCUUGCCAGUCUCCUCCAACCACCUCCUCCUGCAGCAGCACACAAAGGCUGUCAGCCACUCUGUUCCUGCAAAAUCUGCCUGGGAAGGAAAACAAUCUGAUGGACACUCGAGUAGCCCCCAGAAUUCGACUUCUAGUUCAUCUCCCUCAAUUAAAGCCGAGCCCUCCCUCCCAGUCCUGGGGAAGAAGCCAUUCCAGAGAUCUGAGCGGCUCCAUGCAAGGCAGCUGAAGAGGACAAAAUGUGCUGAAAUUGACGUGGAGACCCCAGAUUCCAUCCUGGUGAACACCAACCUUCGGGCCCUGAUCAACAAGCUCACCUUCUCUCUUCUGCCAGCUGACUGUCAGCAGCGGCUGCUCCUGCUGCUCCCUGAAGUGGACAGGCAGAUUGGGGUAGAUGGGCUGUUGAAGCUCAGCAGUUCUGCCCUCAACAACGAGUUCUUCACUUCUGCUGCCCAAGGGUGGAAAGAACGACUGUCAGAAGGGGAGUUCACUCCUGAAAUGCAGCUGAGACUUCGGCAGGAAUUAGAGAAGGAGAAGAAAGUGGAACUGUGGAAGGAACGCUUCUUUGAGAGCUACUAUGGACAGAGUUCUGGGCUGAGUCCUGAAGAAUUCAAGCAGCUGACGUCUUACAUCCCCACAUCUCAGGCACAGGCUAAGAAUUCAGCAGUUCAGCUGCAGCAGUUCAUGCCCACCUUGGUUGCUGUCUCGAGCAAAGAGGCAGCCCCUCCUGUGGAUCCAAAGGCACAGGAUCAUUUAGUAUCAUCGCCAUCACCACCACCACCACCACCAGCAGCAGCAAGCAAAGGAGAGGAAGAGCAGCAGCUCCAAGCCCCCAAGCCAGCAGAGUCUGUAAGCUCCUCAGAUAGCAGUCUCCCCUCCAGAUUCAGUGACCAAACUCCCUGUGGGCCUUCCAGAGGGACUGAAGAGCCAGGAAAGGAGGUGCCGCAGGUUGGCAGCUUGGAGUCCCCAGCGAAAGAAAGCUCAAGCAAACCAAAGAGUCCAGCAGCAGCAGCAGCAGGCAAUGAAGUCACUCCAGGAGAGGAUUCUCAGAAGACACCUGCCAAGGAAGCCUCUGUCACUGGCACAGAACAGAUGGACAUCGGAGUCCAGGGUCUCAAGAGGAAAUCAGAGAGUUCUGAACAGGCAUUGGCUACACCCGAAAAACGGCCCCACAUCGUGGAGAACAGCCGCUCCAGCCCUCCUUUUCAAAGCCCGCCACAGCCCUUUCCGGCAGCGCCCGUGCCAAAGGUCCCUCCGCUCAGGAUCCCUGUCUCCAGGAUCCAUGGGACCCCGCUGCCAUUUCCUGCCAGCCAGGUCUCUCCCGGGCCCGGCUUCCCUUGCACCAUCACCAGUCCCAGGAGAACAGGGGCCAGGACCCUGGCGGACAUCAAGGCCAGAGCCCAGAUGGCCAGGGCCUGGCGGGCAGCAGCUGCUGCCGAAGCAGCAGCCUCCAUGGCUGCUACUGCUGCCUCCAUUGUGGGAACCAUCCCAGGCCCGGGCCCAGGAGGAGGGAGGAAGGGAGAGGAGGGGGGCAGCACAGCAUCAGGGGAGCCCCAUGGAGCUGCGACCCAGGCAAACACACCAGACCUGGCAGGUACUGGAAGCGGGGCAAGUUCAAGAAAGCCUUUGUCCUCUGGCCCAGGUCCCUGGGCCCCAACGGUGUCUCCGACGACGGAGCAGGCGGCUCCCUGCGGUGUUGCUAGAACACAGUUACAGCCGGUUGCCUCCCUGCAGUCCAGAACUCCAGGCAAUUGCCCCACCACAGAGAUCCCAUCAGCCACCCAGCCAGCAGUAGCGAGCAUCGGCCCCUUGGCAUCCUCCACAAGCCAGGGUACCCGGGCUUCUCUGAGCUCGAGUUGUGGCCUUGGGCCAGGGAUGGAUCAGCCUGGAAAGUCCUCUUCUGCUCUCAGCCAGCCUGCAAGAGUGGCUUGUGACCCUGAGCCCAGGCCAGCCAGCAAAAAUCUCCCCGAGGCAGCCCUCGCUUCCAGCACAGGCGUGUUACGAGACGCAGCACACUCUCCUUCUCUGCCUCUGUCGUCAGCUGCACCCUUCAAGGCGCCCCCUGCCCCUCCAGCUGGCACUGCGACGCCACCCCCUGUGGCUGCUCCAUCCCCUAGCACUUUGUCAGUCACCCAUGGCCUUAAAGUGCCCCCGACCACCUCAGGAGCGGCUGAAAUUGCGCCUUCCCCAAAGACGAGUUCCAGCAUUCCUGCAAAUAACCCCUUGGUUGCUCAGCUGCUUCAAGGCAAAGAUGUCCCAAUGGAGCAGAUCUUGCCCAAGCCCUUCACUCGAGUCGAGAUGAAGACCAUCCCAUUCCCUGUGGAAGAGCAGAAAGAGCCAGGAGUCCCAGCCAGGCCUGGUGAGAGGCAGCCUUACCAGGUCCCGUUGCAGGCCUGUGGGAAGCCGGGCUUCAGUCCUAGCAGGCAUCAGAUCCCCCAUGGUGUACAGCCCUUUCCUCCUUUCACAGGCCACGAGCUGUGGAAUGCCACUGCUGACUUACACCCCAGCCAGGAAGCCUUGGGCCAAGUAGCCCGUGAGCAUAUCCUCCAGACCCUGAUGCAGAGGUUGUCCAGGCAGAAGCUGCCCUCUCCCACCACACCGCCUUCCCAGCUCCCUCUCCUGCCUCCAGAUUUCCCAGUGGAAAGCGGCUCCACCAGCCAGAGCUUCAUGCUGGGCUUCACGGGGAGAAGGACAUCCAAGCCGGCAAUGUCCGGCCAUUACCUCCUGAACGUUUCCACCUAUGGCCGUGGCUCUGAGCACCUCAGAAGGAAACUUGCCACACACCCAGAGAGCCACGCGUCCACAGAUGGACCCAAAAUGGAGCUUGAAGAACAGGAGCAAGCUGCUGAAUGCAAGAGCAGCGGGGAAGACGGCGGAGACACGGAGGGGGAUGGCACUGCUGACGAGGAGGAGUGUGUUGUGGUUAAGGAAGAACUUGUGACCCACGAGGGAAGAGAAGAGCGGAUGACCCCCCGGGCAGGCAAUGUGAAGGCAGAGCAAGUAGCUGCAGUCUGGAAGACACAGGGUGCCCAAUUUGCUGCUGCAGGAAGGGGUUUUAUUCCAGCAGCCCAAGGAAAGAUGGCACAAACAACAAGGGUGGAAAUGAGGCCUUGGAGCACGGAGCUGCACCUAGACACCUCAGCAGACUCAACCCCACUCCAGCCCCUGCUCCUCUCUCCCUCACCGCCUUCACGGCUCUUUGGGGGUCCCGCCACGACACAGCUCGUUGGCCCAGGCUACAGUGGCACCAUCAACGUCUCCACCUCGCCAGACAUGCCCCAGGAGGCGCUCCUGACAGGGCUGUCUGACCCCAACAGCAUCGGAGACGUCGUGUCCUUCUCUGUGACGGUGACGACCAUCCCCGCCAGCCAUUCAGGAAGCACAGGAAUCCGUGGGCAGCCCCUCCCUGCCCAGGCCUUUUCUGACACUGGCGGCUUGGAGGAUCUGCCCUCCAAGUGUUACUGCCGUUUGAAAGCCAUGAUCAUGUGCAAGGGCUGCGGGGCCUUUUGCCACGACGACUGCAUCGGCCCCUCCAAACUCUGUGUCUCCUGCCUGGUGGUACGGUAGCAUCUCCCUUGCAAGACUAGCUGUUCACUUGGGGCAUCGUGCCCACCGUCUGCUUGCUUUCCGUUGAGAGUGCGGGCACCAUGUACAGCCAGCCGAAACCUUGGGACAAGUGUUUGCACUUAAGGAAUCAUGUAAAUAGGUUGCAUCAGUUUUUUUUUGUCUUAAAAAGUAUUUUUUUUCCUUGUUUCAAUCUUCA
Molecule: messenger RNA, 4547 nt
Organism: Heteronotia binoei (common prickly gecko)
Lineage: Eukaryota; Metazoa; Chordata; Lepidosauria; Squamata; Gekkonidae
Gene: ASXL2
Product: ASXL transcriptional regulator 2
Exons: 12
Coding region: 227-4351 (1374 amino acids)
Biological process (GO): positive regulation of transcription by RNA polymerase II; animal organ morphogenesis
Cellular component (GO): PR-DUB complex
Molecular function (GO): chromatin binding; peroxisome proliferator activated receptor binding; DNA binding
Source: RefSeq, a predicted model, not a curated record